GAGAGUUUUUCUUAUUUUAUUACAAAAUUGUCCAAAAACUAAGUGGAACGUUAAAAAACAUAAAAAACUACUUAUUUAUCAAAUGUGAAAUUGGCUGGGAAACGCCCGCUCUAUACCGUUAUUUUACGAGCUGUCCUCCUUGGUCACACUGCAUAAUUUUGUAAACAAGCAAAAAGUAAUUUAGCAUAGAAAAUCCACACAAAUUAGAAUAGCAACACCAUGAAAUUCCGUUUCUGUGGCGAAGGCGAUUGUCCCGACUGGGUUUUAGCUGAGAUCAUUUCCACACUCUCCAACUUAAGCAUUGACAACCUGGAACAACUUAGCGAUCUGGUGGCUCUGCGAAUUUGCGGACAGACAUUUGAGGAAUCUAAAAUAAAAUCCCUGACAUCCACACUAACUAAUGAGGGCAAAACCGCUGUGGCUUGCAUCCACUUUAUGCUGAACAACGCAGCUCGCUAUAGCUGUACCGAAAGUAUUUUCGGAGAGGAGAUCCAACAGCUGGGACUGCCCAAGGAUCAUGCCGCAGCCAUGUGCAGAGUCCUCCAAAAGCAUUCCGCUGCCAUACGCCAAACACUAAUAGACAAAGCUUUCAGAAUUAAUGAACUGCAAAGCGUUCGGGAUAUAAGCUCGCCUGGACAAACGCCGCCGAAUUACACCACUUUGGAACUAAAAAUCUCGCAAGAAUUGGUCGAUGGCCUUCCAAAGGACACCACGCAUAUUCUUAACAUAGAUCGAGCACAAGCAAAGGCUCUGCUUGCGGAGCUGAAAUUGGCACGCGAUGCCAUGCAGAAAUACGAUAAUAAACAAGAUUCCUAAAGUAUAAAUUAA
Drosophila rhopaloa is the source of this 828-nucleotide messenger RNA. RefSeq names its product COMM domain-containing protein 4. The coding region runs from base 220 to 816 and encodes 198 amino acids. The transcript is spliced from 4 exons. The record is from RefSeq and is a predicted model, not a curated record. Lineage: Eukaryota; Metazoa; Arthropoda; Insecta; Diptera; Drosophilidae.